This is a messenger RNA of Xiphophorus hellerii (green swordtail), 4177 nucleotides long. It is a transcript of the gene srpk3, whose product is annotated as SRSF protein kinase 3. Bases 375 to 3194 code for a protein of 939 amino acids. Lineage: Eukaryota; Metazoa; Chordata; Actinopteri; Cyprinodontiformes; Poeciliidae. Gene Ontology annotation, molecular function: ATP binding; protein serine/threonine kinase activity. The record is from RefSeq and is a predicted model, not a curated record. Gene Ontology annotation, cellular component: cytoplasm; nucleus. Gene Ontology annotation, biological process: spliceosomal complex assembly; regulation of mRNA processing; intracellular signal transduction. The transcript has 16 exons.
CCACAUCCGCCCCUGCUGGGUUCAGCCUGACAGGUCAGUGCGCAUGCGCAGAGCCGGGUGUCCGGUGUCAAACCGAGCAGCUGUUGAGUUCGUUCAGGGCAGAACCGAACCAGCACGUGCUGCACAGCCUCUUUAACGGAGCGGACCCCGUCCCAAAGCCGAAACAGAACCGGGAUCCAGCCGGUACAGACACCCGGAGUCCGAUCCGGAACCAGCAGGAGAGCUAACGGAGCUAACGGAGCCGAACCGUCUGCUGACCGACAGGCCGCGGUCCGGUCCCGUCCGGACCAUCUCCGCGUUUCAGACCCUGCUUCUGCUGCUGCUCGGAAAGGUUCUGCCUGAGAACCGGUUCGGCUGGAAGACAGGAACCGGACAUGCUGAUAGCGGCUGUCGGAAGCUCCGCCCCCACAGGGAAGAAACGACGGCGAGGCAAGAAACACCGGAGAGUCCGAGCUGACGACAGCCGGCCUGAAGAGGGCAGUGAUUUUCUGAAGACUGAUGGUACUCCCCUCCAAAUACCAUUACAGCAUGACACCCAAAAAGACCAGCUCCCCCCAGAAGGUCCUACAAACAGCACCGAUGGGGAAGGUCCAGAGGCUCCAGAGUCUGGCACACUCUCCCCCGAGAGAUCCAUCCAGACACCCUGCCUUCAAGGUCCCCAGCAGUCCCUAACGUCCCAGAUUCCAAACCAGUCAACCCAAUCACCUGUUCCCCAGAGCCCCCACCACAUAAACCAGUCACCCCAUUCCCAGAGCCCCCAUCAUAGAGCCCAGUCACCACUUCCUGAAAGUCCCCACCAGACCACCCAGUCACCUGUUCCCCAGAGUCCCCAUCAUUCACCUGGACCCCAGAACUCCAACCAGAACACCCAGUCAAAGCGUUCCCAGUGUCCUCAACAUUUACCGCAUUCCCAGAGCCCCCACCAGAACACCCAGUCACCUGGCCCCCAGAGUCCCCAGCAUUCAGCACAGUCACCAAGUUCCCACAGUCCAAACCAGAUUACUCAACCACUUCCUCGUCAGAGCCCCCACCAGAUAAUCCAGGCACUGCAUCCCCAGAACAUAAACCAGAUAGCAAUAUUCACUCCAGAACCUGUAGAAACUAUAAUACCCACUGAGAUUACUCUCAACAACUCCCAGUGCCCUAGCCAAUCAUCUUCUGCUGCAUUAGAAAGCUUUGGCCAAAGUCUCAACAAGUCACCACCAGAUGUUAACAUUACCCAGAAUGCCUCAGCACACGGUUUUACUGAGUUCUUCCAACCACCCCCAACCUCACCUCAAGGCGUUACCUCUGAGACGUCUGCAGUAUUUGCACAAAACCCUGUUAAAGUUCCUCCCACUAGUAUGUUAAGCCCCACCCACUCCGACCCCUUCCUCCUGACCUCGAUGACCUUUACUUCCAGUACCUCCUCCCACCCUCUGUGCUCCUCCUCUCUCCUCUGCUCUCUGGAUUCUCCAUUCAGCUUCCCUCCCAUGACAUCAUCUGCCCCAUCUCAUCUGGCUAUGCCCCCUCCACAUCAGACCCCGCCUCCUGUUGAGUUAACACUGCCCCCAGCCCAGUUGCUUGGCUCUGAUGAUGAAGAGCAGGAAGACCCUUCAGAUUAUUGUAAAGGUGGUUACUACCCAGUAAAGAUCGGAGACCUGUUCAACGGCCGCUACCAUGUGGUCAGGAAACUGGGCUGGGGACACUUUUCCACAGUGUGGCUCUGCUGGGACCUGCAGAAGAAGCGCUUUGUGGCCAUGAAGGUGGUGAAGAGCGCUCCUCAUUACACCGAGACGGCUCUGGAUGAAAUCAAACUGCUGCGAUGUGUGAGGGACAGCGACCCCUCCGACUCGUACAGAGAAACCAUCGUCCAGCUCAUUGAUGACUUCAAGAUCUCUGGAAUCAAUGGAGUUCAUGUCUGUAUGGUUCUGGAGGUUCUGGGUCAUCAGUUAUUAAAAUGGAUCAUUAAAUCAAACUAUAUGGGACUUCCUCUGGUCUGUGUCAAGACCAUCAUCCGACAGGUGCUGCAGGGACUCGACUACCUUCACACCAAGUGUAAGAUUAUUCACACGGACAUCAAGCCGGAGAACAUCCUCCUAGUUGUUGACGACGUCUACGUCAGAAGAUUGGCGGCUGAGGCCACCAUCUGGCAGAGAGCCGGAGCCCCGCCCCCUUCAGGGUCAUCAGUUAGCACGGCUCCCAGGGAUGAAGAGAUGGGGAAGUUGUCAAAAAACAAGAAGAAAAAGUUGAAAAGGAAGGCAAAGCGUCAACACAAGCUCCUAGAGGAAAGGCUCAUGGAUAUACAGAGGAUGGAUGAGGAGGAAAGUCUACAACAGCCUGACGAUGCCGAGCCGACCUGUUCUGUGGUCGCCAACGGCAACACUUUCUGCUCCACAGCCAAUCACAAGCCAAGCCCAGAGUCCAGCAGCUCCUGGUUGGACGACAGGUUCAGUGACCCCGCCCCCGGACGCUUCUCCAGCCCCGCCUCCGGCCUAUCAGGGCUCUCCAGCUCAGUGAUGUCAGCGACCUCCGAGUCGGCGCUCUCCACCCAGUCGGGAUGCUCCAGCGGACGAGACGGAUUCAGUUCGUCAGACUUCGUCCUGAACCCUCUGGACCCGCAGAACGCCGACCGGCUCCGAGUGAAGAUCGCCGACCUGGGGAACGCCUGCUGGGUGCACAAACACUUCACCGAGGACAUCCAGACCAGGCAGUACCGGGCCCUAGAGGUUCUGAUCGGAGCGGAGUACGGGCCUCCAGCGGACAUCUGGAGCACCGCCUGCAUGGCGUUCGAGCUCGCCACCGGGGAUUACCUGUUCGAGCCGCAUUCAGGAGAAGAUUACACCAGAGACGAAGAUCACAUCGCCCACAUCAUGGAGCUGCUGGGUCCGCUGCCGCUGCCCUUCGCGUUGUCUGGCAGGUAUUCCAGGGAAUACUUCACCAGGAGAGGUGAGACAGGUCCACUGGGCUCUCUGAUUGGCUCUCUGAUUGGCUCUCUGAUUGGCUGUUUCUCUCGACGUACCUGUCCAGGUGAGCUGCGGCACAUCUCCAACCUGAAGCCGUGGGGUCUGUUUGAGGUUCUGCUGGAGAAGUACGAGUGGCCGCUGGACCAGGCGGCGCAGUUCAGUGACUUCCUGCUCACCAUGCUGGAGAUGGAGCCGGAGCGCCGCGCCACGGCGGCGCAGUGCCUGCAGCACGCCUGGCUGCACACAUAACACACACCUGCACACACACCUGUCUCACUGUGACUCGCUGACCCGUGUGGUUGGAGACGCCUCUGCUGAUUGGCCGACUGGUCGGUGGGCGGGGCCGAUGAACGGUUUAGCCCCGCCUCCCCUCUGAAGCUGACCGCCAGUCACACCUGAGGAAGCCUCACCUGUCUGAACUGAGCUGAGGUCCAGCUGGUCGAUGCUCAGAGAUGACCUUUGACCUGGGCAGGUGAAACCAUUCAGAUGUUUAGUCCCAGAUUAACAGCUGCUGAUCACCUGGACAGGUGAACUGUCAGAGCUGACUCCAGAAAUCACUUCAGUGCUGCUGUACCUCACUUCCUGUUAGAUUUCCUGUCCACUUCCUGUUUUUCCACCUGACUUCCUGUCUUCCUUUCAUACUCACUUCCUGUUCCUCACUGUUUUCCUGUCUGAUUUCUGAUCAGAUUUUUGAGUCGAUCUGAUUUAUGAAGCCAUUCUGUUGCUUCAUUGAUCGAUCAUCGACCGAUCGAUUGACUAUCCAUCUGGCGAUCACCUGAUCGGCCGUCAGUCGAUCAACCUGUGUGAGUUUCUGGUGCUGAACUUCCACAGAUCAGCUGAAAUCUGUUUUUCCUGAAUUUUAAUUGUUUUUAUUAAUCUGUCACUUCCUGCUUAUUGAUUAUCGAUCAGUAGAUAACGAGCUUCCACCUGUUCUGAUGACGUUAGUGCCUUGAAACAGCCCCGCCCCCUGCAGUGACAUCACUGAUGAUGUCAGGGGCAUUUUCUACCUGUUUUUGUGUGAAUCUCACCUGGUCAGGUGUUCUCUGGUUUCAGAAUAAAAGCCGACUCAGUUCUGGGUUUACUGGGUUUACUGGGCUGAAUCGGAACCGUUUGGACCUGGUGGUGUAGAACCGCUCGGUUCUCUGGGUUCUGGAGGGAAACCUGCAGCGGAUCUGUUCGUUUGGUUGUAAUUUAACAUGUUUCUGUGCUUUAAUUAAACCUUUUCUUAUCAG